Molecule: messenger RNA, 2238 nt
Organism: Caenorhabditis bovis
Lineage: Eukaryota; Metazoa; Nematoda; Chromadorea; Rhabditida; Rhabditidae
Source: the annotation of a GenBank genome assembly
AUGGCCACUGCGUCCAAAGCAUUCCGCGCCCGGGCCUUCGACGCCAACAAGUCGAUGGCGGUUUUUUGGGGCCACGAACUACCGGACCUGUCAGAAUGCACUGCUGGAAACCGUGCCGUCACUCUGAUGCCUUCUGGAAUGGAGAAAGAAGAGGAAAUGGAAUCCCAUCUUCAAGACGCAAUCCUCGCACAGCAAGCCAGUACAUCCGGUAUCCAAGUCAAUCAUGUUAUUCCGACUCCGAAAGUGUGGCCAGUUCCCAGCGAUAGGUACGAAGCAACGUAUCCAUCGCGGAACAAGCACGUCAGAAGCAAGUACAUCAAAGUUCAUGCGUGGCAAGCGCUUGAACGUGAUGAACCUGAAUAUGACUAUGACACUGAGGACGAGGAAUGGCUCUCAGAUCAUCCCCACAUCGAGCCCAAGAUACUUGAGAAAAUAUUCGAUACCGUUGAGGCGAACUCGUCAGAAACACAGAUUGCGAGCGAAGACUCGGUUCUGAACAUUCAUAAAGCAUUAGACCCGUCGAUUGUGUAUGAGGUUUACGAGUACUGGCUUUCGAAACGAACAUCGUAUGCGACAACGUCGGGAUGCCUCGGAGUCGGCGGUUUAAUACCGCGAGUUCGGACAGAGUGCCGAAAGGAUGCGCAAGGCUCGGUUAAUCCGUAUGUCGCGUUUCGGCGGCGCGCUGAAAAAAUGCAGACAAGGAAAAAUCGGAAAAACGAUGAAGACAACUAUGAAAAGAUACUCAAGCUUGUUCACGAUUUUUCGAAAGCUCAGCAAUUGUUCAACAUGACGACUCGGCGAGAGAAGCUGAAGUUGGCAAUGAUUGAUCAUGAAGCAGAGAUUCUCAGCAAGAGGAUGCAGUUGACAGAUUUCGGCGUGCCGUCCAUCUAUAACGAUUUUAUGGAGCGGCUGCGGACAGGCUCGGGCGCCAGUGGCAGCUCACCAACGAAACCGCUCUCGCAACUCAAUGGAGCAUCUGUCGACGAGGCGAAAAAGAAGAAGAAGGCGAAACGCACCAAAAUCUCCGUCGACCGCGACAUUGUCUCGAAGGCGUGGCUCAAGAAAAACGUGGAAAGCUGGAAUCGACCGCCGACACUAUUCAAUGGAACCUCGGUUACAUCAGCACCAAAUCCAGAAAAGCCGAAACAAACCGCUUACGUCGAUGGCAGAUAUACGUUCAAGCGACGACGGGGUUGCGUUUAUCGUGCAGCUCUUCCAGUAUUGCCAACGCCACAACAACCGACUGUUCAGACCGCGCCACAGAUUCCUCCUCACCUUCGUUUUUACGAAACAAUUCUCCCAUCAUCAAAUGGAUCGUAUCGAUCUAUUGGCUACGCUCGUCGACGUAUUGGUCGUGGUGGACGAGUGCUUUUCGAGCGUUUACCGCGCGAUAUUAGACCUCCGAAUCCUGGUGAACAAAUCGAUCCGUUCGACGAGGCCAACCUAAUUGAUACUUCAAGGGUGUUCCGAGCGCGAUUGCAUCCGUUCGCUGAUCUGGCAGAAGAUGAGGAAGAGACGCCGACGGCGAAGUUCUUUGCUCGCAGCAAUCGUACUCGCUUUAAUGAUGAGCAUUUGGAACGGGAAUGGGUAUCAAAAUAUCAGGGAUCAUGGAGUCAUCAGCGAGAUGAUAACAACGCGAAUAAUCAUGAAGAUGUGCAUACGAGUUCGAGGGAGAAUGAUGAUAGUGAGGUGGAGAAAAUGCACGUAGACGGGAACGAGGAUGAUGCUCAAAUAAAUGAUUCGAAAACACGGAUAGUAAACGGGAACGGCAACGGGAAUGAGAAUCAUCAUCACCAUCGAGAUAAAAAUGAGGACGAGGACAUGGACGUGGAUGAGGUUGUUGACCGAUUGAGGCAUGCGACCGGUGGCAAAGCAGUGCCAUUGCCGCAAAACUCGCGGUCGGGAAACGGAACAGCGGGCAGGGUGGGACCGACUCCGGUGCCGGCAAAGAUGUGCGGAACGGUAUCGGAUUCGGAUGAUUGGAGAGAGCCGAGCGGUUCGCCGUCGGAAUCAAACUCGUCGACUGAGUGGAAUGGGUUUGCGACAGAUCGCGUGUCGGUCGGCUAUCAGCCAAAAAUGAUGGGCGUCGACGACGAAGUUCCGUCGCCGGCGAGGCCCGGUGAUCAUCCGGCCGCUGCGAAGCCGGCUUCCAUCAAAGAGUUCUGCGAUGUCAACGGUAACAAUUCUGGAGCGGAGCAACAAGUUCAUCUUACCAUCCUCGAUCGGAAUGUAGAAUGA